Messenger RNA from Oryza sativa Japonica Group (Japanese rice), 1659 nucleotides. The record is from RefSeq and is a predicted model, not a curated record. Lineage: Eukaryota; Viridiplantae; Streptophyta; Magnoliopsida; Poales; Poaceae.
UCUGGUGAUUACUAAUGGCGGAACAGGAGCGAGAGAGAUUAUUAGACGGACACGUCGUCCCCUCCCCCCCCCCCCCCCCCCCGCGCCCACCAAUCGCAUCCACGCACGCCGCCCACGCUGCGGCCUCUGCGGGCGGAGAGGCAGAGAUCUGAAUGAUUGCUUGCCUGCUUGCUUCUUAUCUUUCCUCUGCCGCUUUCGUCCAAUCCGCUGGCCGUGCAGCGAAUCCGCGCAUUUUUUUCUUUUUCCUUUCUGGUGAUGGGAGUUGUUUUAGUUCUUUGAUUUCCGCCGUGGAUUCGCCGCUGAUUCUUGGGAGGAUUGGAUUUGGCGGCCAUGUGAUUUGGUCUUGUUUGAGCGAGCACAGUUUGGUGCAGGUGCAGGGAGGGAGUUCGUCGUGUUUUUUUUUUUUUUUGGGGGCGAAUUCUUGAUUGUUUUGGGGGGCUUCUUCUUCUUGCUUGGAGGAGCAUGCAAGAGGAAUAGCAUCCUUGGAGGGAUUUUUUUUUUUUGUUGGAGAGGUGAGAUUGUUAGGAGGUGGUGGUGGUUCGGCCAUGGCGUCGAGGGACUUCUUGGGCGUGUUCGGCGGCGGCGGCGGCGAGAGGAGGGCGGCGAAUGGGUCCGGGAGCGCGGUGGGCGGCGAGUCGGACGAGAUCGAGCUGAGCCUGGGGCUGUCGCUGGGCGGCCGCUUCGGCACCGACAUGUCCCCGGACGCCAAGCGCGCGCGGCUGGCGCGGUCAUCGUCCAUCGCGUCCGUCUGCUCCGUGUCCGCCGCCGACGGCGACCCCUCCCCCGCGGCGCCGCUGCCGCUGCUGCGCACCAGCUCGCUGCCCACGGAGACCGAGGAGGAGCGGUGGCGCCGCAGGGAGAUGCAGAACCGCCGCCGCCUGGAGGCCCGGCGGAAGCGGCUCGAGCGGAGGAUCUCCGUCGGGUCGUCGUCGGUCCCGAACAAGCCCGGCAGGGAGGACGGCGGCGACGGCGCCGUUAACAGGUUGCAGCUGAGGAGGUCAAUCGGGUCGCAGGGGAGCAGCUCGGCCAACCCGCAGGAUCAAGGUCCUGAUGGAAGUGCAAUCUGCCAAUCCACGGAGGCGAGAAGCCCAUCAACCUCUGAUGAUACCAACCAAAACAGUGCACUUCCUCCAACAGCAUCAACUGGCAAGCCGCUAAACGGCACCGUGACACAGCAGUCCCCGUUGCGAACGCUUGGGUCACUGACAAUGCGGACGAGCAGCACUGGCGACAUCGGGAAGAUCAUGAUGGACAUGCCAAUGGUGUCUUCCAAGGUGGAAGGGCCCAAUGGUAGGAAGAUAGAUGGCUUCCUGUACAAGUACAGGAAAGGUGAGGAUGUGAGUAUAAUGUGUGUCUGCCAUGGUAAAUUCCAUAGUCCUGCAGAGUUUGUGAAGCACGCUGGAGGGGGAGACGUCUCAAAUCCGCUUAGGCAUAUCGUCGUCAAUCCCUCGCCAUCGGUGUUCUUGUAAUCACAACCUAGGGAGGUUUUUCUUCACAUUCUUUACCUGUUGAAAACCUGUAACUUGUGUUUGUAACUUCUGAUAAACACCCUGUUUCCGUGCGUGCAACGGAACGAGGGUCCAAGCAAAUUUACCAAAUUGUGAGAAUAGCAGAGCAUGUUCAGAAGAAAUGUCAUAUGCAUCUCGAUUGAUAUGUUAA